This is a messenger RNA of Patella vulgata (common limpet), 6084 nucleotides long. RefSeq lists its product as uncharacterized. The transcript has 16 exons. Gene Ontology annotation, cellular component: extracellular matrix. NCBI's taxonomy places the organism in Eukaryota, Metazoa, Mollusca, Gastropoda, Patellidae. Gene Ontology annotation, molecular function: metalloendopeptidase activity. Gene Ontology annotation, biological process: extracellular matrix organization. Bases 305 to 4543 code for a protein of 1412 amino acids. The record is from RefSeq and is a predicted model, not a curated record.
UUAUGCUUAAAUAGUCUAUCGUAUACUUUCAUGUAUGAUGUGUUUAUUGAAUUCAGUUGACUAAGUAUGCGAAUAUCAUACACGUUUAUAUUUAUUGCAACCUAUUAUUAUAUAUAAGUAAAUUAUAUAGAAAUAUAUUCAAGUUGUGUAAUACAGAAAGUUGCUACUGUUUAACUUGUGUUUUCAUGUAAUAUCUACAGAUGUGAAGUUUAUAACUCAACACGUGGAUUAUACUUUUAUAAAUCCCUCGAAUUGUGCUUUUGUUGAUGCUCUGUUUGCUUAGAAAUUAUUGACAUUAAUAAAGAUGUCGUUAACAAGAUAUGUUUUGUGUGUGUUAUUGUUAGUGUUUAUGCAAACUGAAUCAAUAAGUGCAGCAUUAAGGAAGGGUGCUUGGAGUAAAUGGGGCAAAUGGACAGAUUGUUCAGUACGAUGUGGUACCGGAAUAUCAAAAAGAGAAAGAAUAUGCGAGAAUCCAUACAGACCAUCCAUGGCGUCAUCGAGAGUAGAUAAAUCAUUAAUUUGUGAUGGCCCUAAACAUGAAAUAGUUGUCUGUAAUACACAGAAAUGUCCGGUUUCUAUACUGGGCAUUAGAGAAGAACAAUGUGCCAGUUAUAACCACAAAAUAUUCUCUGGGAAAAACUAUAUAUGGAAACCCUUCAUCAAUCCCAUGGCACCAUGUGAAUUGACUUGUCGACCAGAUGGACAGAGUUUUUAUGCUCGUCUGUCUGAACGAGUUACCGAUGGCACUGAAUGUAGUUUAAAGAAACUAGCUGUUUGUAUUCGUGGACAGUGUGUGGAUGUUGGAUGUGACGGAGUUGUUGGAUCGCAGACUGGAGUUGACAAGUGUGGCGUAUGCAAGGGGGAUAACUCCAGUUGUCAAACUAUAUCUGGUAUCUAUACACAAAACGAAGUAGCCGUCGGUUACAAUAAAAUAAUUGACAUUCCUAUUGGUAGUACAGACAUUAACAUAACGGAAUUAAAAACAUCUACAAAUUAUUUAGUUUUGAAAAAUCAAGACGGAUCUUACAUCAUAAACGGAAAUUAUAAGAUAACGACAUCUGGUGAAUUUCACGCUGCUGGAACUACAAUCAAAUAUUCUAAACGAUCUAAGUCCUGUCGUGGAGAGUGCAUUUAUGCCGCUGGACCAACUAAUGAAAACAUACAGCUGCAGAUUUUGGCUUAUCAUAAAAAUCCCGGAGUAAUGUAUAGUUUUAAUGUACCAACUAAUGUUAGUGAUCCCUACUAUAAAAGAAUUUUGGAAAGACAAACGGGAGAGGUGGUUAAUUUGAAUAAUAAUGGCAAAAUUGAAACUGGAGAUACCAGUCCAACGUCUGUAACCAAACAACAACAACAACAAAAGCCACAACAACCCUCGCGGUUAUUAGGCGUUGAUAAAAAUUCUAGACAAAGCGAUCAGGGAUCCGAGGAGUCAGUCAAAGAAGCUAUGAUUGAUUCUAAGAGUUCGGAAGUAAUAGACACUGUUGAGCUGGGAGCAAACUACAAAAACUCCAUAAUGGAUGAUAGUGAAGGAUCUGACUAUUUCCCCGAUGGCGUAACGGGUUCACAAGCCGAGAGAACUCAUUUGACUGAGCCCGGGGCUGCCCAAGAAACCGUGAGAUCAGUAGGGGUAAAGACUCCGCCUUCAGCCCUCCGAUCAUACGAUAAAAGUAGUUUUACAGUUAACCACAACAAGCCACAACACGAUAGUGCUCAUACAAGCUCUCGUUCAUUCUCCAGAAUAAGGCGCCCACUGUUUUCACAAAGCUUUACCUUCCGUGACAGAUUCAGACCCCACGUUGAUAACAGGAGACGUGAACAUAGUCAUAAUCGCCAUUCAUCAGCAAUAAACAUACAUGACACAGGGAGAUUUAGAAAUACAAACCAACAUAUCCAAGCAAACAGUGGUAGCUUUCCCAGUCGUCAACAAAAUUACAAUCAACAGCGUCAGAGUUACUACGAUAGACGAACCCGCCGACCAACAGCUGCUCCGCAAAGACCAUACUAUCCCACCUCUGCUCAACGUCGCUACCCAACUCCAAGACCUCGGGUUUAUCCUACAGAUUCUCCAGUAUCGAGGGACAGUGACGAAACCACACGAUCGCAGGGGCGAUAUAAUUAUAACCUACAUGGAUAUUUCCGAAAACCAUACGAUCGAGUGACAAUUCACCCACCGUAUAAACAUACGGCCCUUCCUAAGGUUGACAUUCGUUUAACAUCAGGUCCAAAUAGAUACUUGUAUAACACACCAACAACAAGCAAAUACAGCGAGAUAACGACUGGAACAUUUCGACAAAAUCCAGUUUAUGAACGUAAGACAACAGAAAAACGACAAUACAUUGAAACAAGUACAACACCCACAACAAUACCCACUCAACGUCCAAUAGUUGUCCAUUAUCGUACACGAGCUUCUAAGACAACCGAAAGGACAACUUUACCCCCUACAAGUAGAAAACGUCCCAGCGACAGCGGUAGUUCAGAAGCAGUUGUUACAUUGGGAGCCAAUUCCAAAUACCAAGCUGUGUUUGAUUUGAUGAGAAAACCGCCUCGAGAAAACCCACACCAUCAAACAGUUUCUUCUGGUGAUAUGUUAACUGAGCGGAAUAAGGAUGAAGACGAUACAAGUACUGCAAAUAGUGGAUAUUCUGAAAAUAAUGAACAAUUAGAAACCACAGAGGGCAAUUUAAAGGACGAUAAUAUGAAUGUUGAAAAUAAUGAAUACGGAAAAACUAGCCAUGAAGAUACCAAGCACAAAACUGAGGACGUGAGUAUUCUUCAGACUAAUCAGGAUAAACUGAAUAUUGAUGGAAUCGAUAUGCAAUUAAAUAACAAAGAAAACAUCGAGGAAGCCGACAAUGGUUAUACUGAAAGCGACAACAGUGACGAGGACUACUACGAUGUUGAAGAAUAUGAUGACGAGGACUAUUAUGAUGAAUCAGAGAUUAACCAUGAAUAUGAUGUCGACAAUGAAGAGGAAGUGGGAGAAAAUAACGAAGGUUAUGACAAAGUUAUAAGCCCAAGUACUGUUCAUGGCAGUAAUUAUGGACCGUUUGAUCAAGCCAUUGACCCUUUAAAACCAGGGCUCAAAUACGAUCAGCAGUACCUACAGACUGAUCUUCAUCAAGCAAAUCCAAAUCUAAGACAACCAAUUAUCCAACCCCCGCCACCACAAUAUGGCACUGUUAUUCCCAGACACUCGGCUUAUCAAGAAUCCAGUAAUGCAGCACUAACGGGGGCUAGUUCCUACUCAAGAAGCAUCGUUCCGAACAGGAUUGACAUUCCAAAUGCAGUUUCUGCCAUUGCUUUACCAGACCGCCAAAAUAACGAGAUUCUUGGUAGUUUGUAUGUGUGGCGAAUGUCUGGAUUUAGCGACUGUACCACAACUUGUGGCGGAGGUCUACAACAAACUAUAGUAGUAUGUGUUGAUACAAGGACUCAGGCUGUAGUGACCAAUGAGAAUUGUCAACAAGUAGAACGACCUGCAGCUAAAGCUGUCACGUGUAAUAGUCGCCCAUGUCCAGCCAGGUGGGAAAUGAGUGAGUGGAGUUCCUGUUCAACAACUUGUGGAUCUGGUAUACAGUCUAGGACUGUUAUUUGUAUAUCCCGGAUUUCACCAACUGUAAACCUGACUAUGUCAAAUGAUCGAUGUGUCAACGAGCUUAAACCAGAUGCCAAACAAACAUGUGAAGUUGACGCUUGCUAUACAUGGAGUACUGGUAAUUGGUCUCGAUGUUCUACUAAUUGUGGUGAAGGUAUGAGAAGAAGAGAUGUGAGAUGUAGUAAUUAUAAUGGUCAUACAGUAACUGAUGAUAGAUGUACACAAAUAAAACCAGAUGUGGAAGAACUUUGUGAUUUGGGUGCCUGUGGUAAAGGUUGGUUUUCUACUGAAUGGCCGCAAGAGUGCCCAUCAACGUGUGGCGAGGGUUUGAAAAAAAGAAAAAUCCACUGUGCUGGGGCAGAUGGUUCAGCUGUUUCCGAAGAUAAAUGUGAUCGCUUGAACAAACCGGAAGAGUCCAAAUCAUGUCGAGCUGAUACACCCUGUGGUGGUGACUGGUUUACUGGUAAUUGGGGAAAGUGUAAUGCUACAUGUGGAUCAGCAUAUCGAUUACGUGAGAUAGUUUGUGUAAAAACUUUGCCUGGCGGUGUGACAGCAGUUGUUAGUGAGGGUAACUGUAAAAACGUUGAGAAACCGUCCUCAUUAGAAACGUGUGAUUUAGAAGACUGCCAACCAGAGUGGUAUAUUUCAGACUGGUCGGAGUGUUCUAAAACCUGUGAUACAGGUGUCAAGACAAGAAAAGUUAAAUGUUUAGAUGGUAAUCAGCAAGUCAGUGCCAAUUGUGAUACUAGUAAGAAACCACGAAUUAGAGAUAGCUGUAACUCGAGAAAAUGUGCAGAAGAUAGUGAUACAACACCAUCUUUAAAACAAAGCGGAGAUGAUAACUGUAAGGAUAGUUUUUCUCAGUGUUCAUUAGUGACAAAGGCCAGAUUGUGUAGAUAUAGUUACUACAAAAAGAUGUGCUGUCAGUCUUGCAAGUCCGAAUCAUAGUCCAAUUGACUUUCAGUAGCCAGAUUUGAUAUGUCUUAAUAGAAAAAAACAGGAAUGUGUAAGUUACACCGAAAGCUUGUGUGGACAAAGACUAGAUAAUGAUCUGCAGUAUAGUUCAUUAAUUUAAUACGCUCGUUUUGUACUACUAAAGUAUGGGAAAACAUUAGGAAGAGUUUGCUACAUAUAAGAAUGGAGGGUUAGAAAUCGACAGUUUCGUAUUCGACUGAUAUAUUAGGAAGCGAUAGUUUCGUAUUAGAAUAUGUAAUCCGGUGUACUGAACUGAUUCGGAAGGCGUUCUCUAAAGCUUACUUUAGCACUGAAUGACUUUGAAAGAGUUUCUGUAAAAAAAAAAACACACACAGAGUUUAUGAUUAAUGUGAUAUGUAUGUCGUUUUAAAUAUAUAAUAUAAUGUAUAUGUGAUAAUGUUCGGAGCUUCCAUUUUUUUUAAAAAAUAUUUCUAUAUGUUUUCAAUUUAAACUAUCUCAAUAUAUGUAUUCAUUAUUUAUAAAUGUAUAUUAGUAUAUCCCCUAUAGAUACUGUGUUGCAAUUUUUGUAUUAGGUUUUUGUUAUUCUGUAUAUUUUAAUAGUUUAGAUAGAUUCAUUACUUUUUAAUAUAAAAACAAUCAUGCUUUGGAGUUGAAUUGUUGUAGCACAUUUUAAAUUUUUAUAUUAGUCUUUAUAUGGCAUUUACUUGCUUGAUUAUUAAGAAUACUUCUGUUUAAUUACUCUAUAUAGAUUAUUUUAAUUAAGAAUUCAAUGUUAAGAAGUGGUCGUUCAUGGGAUCCUUUAAUUUUUUUUACAGAAAAUAUAUAUUUAUAGCCACGUCAUGAACUCGCAUGUCGAUGCAGUAUUUCAAUGAUAUUUUAUGCUUUAAAGAAAGUAUUUGUUAAAACUUUCAAAUUCUACCAAGAUGCUAUCUUUAUCAGAUUUCCUCCCUACACAAUACUAUUUUCAAUUGUCAUGUGUGUAAUGUGAGGAGAGACAGCGGUGUGUUGCUGCACUAUUCCAGCUUGCACGGUUCUAUUUUCGUGCACGCCAAUAUGCACAUCAAGGGACGUCAGUUUAUCCUUGAAGUUUUUAGUACUGUCGACGAGAAAAGAACUUGAAAAUUUCCGAAGAUCCUUCUCGGCCCACAUCGGGAUUCCAACCCGGGGCAUUAUAAUCAAAAAUCAAAUUCUCUAACCGCUCGAGUAGGAAAAAAUAUUAUCUAUAACGCAUAAUAUCAUUGCUUUAUGACUUGUUAGCUAAAUAUGAUGAGAAAAAUCUGUAAAAUUUGAACGGUUUAUCAUUGUUGAUUGAUUUGUUUUAUAAUUACCUUACUGGUGCAUAUAAUACCUUGAACGCUUAUCUCAGUUUAUGACGUGAUCUUCUUCAUGGUCAAGAAAUGAAUAUAUAAAUCUAUAUUUCUAUAUAAUAUAAUAGUCUUUUUGAAAAUACGUAUAUAUUAUAUGCACAUGUAGAUUGUAGUUUCUAUUUAACAUACGAUAUUGUAUUGUAAUAUACAUCAUGUUUUAGGCCAUUAAAAUUUUAUUGUCUUGUA